AUGGCGACCAACACCUCCCCCGGCCCCGAUCCGGAGCCGCAUCGUGCUACCACAGAAGGACUCCGGCAGCGCCGGCCCUCCCGCACUGCCGCAGACACUGUGAUUUCCACAGCCAGAGAGCUUGAGAGCAGAGUCGAGCACGCCCUUCUUGUUCUCUGGGACGAUCUGCCCGCCUGGCGUCGCGACAACCACUACAUCAUAUCCGGGUACCGCGCCUCGUCCAACUCGUACCUGGGAUCCCUCAAGUCGCUGUUCUGGCUCCACAACGAGUCCGUCAACAUCUGGACACACCUUCUGGGCGCCCUGGUCUUCCCGGCCGUCGGUGUCUUCAUGCACAGCAUUGUUGCGCCGCGGUACCCGGGCGCUAGCAGUGGUGAUGUUCUGGUGUUUGCGUGUUUCUUUGGUGGCGCGGCCGUAUGCUUGGGCAUGAGUGCGACGUAUCAUAUGCUCUGCAACCACAGUGCCGAGGUGGCAAAGUGGGGAAAUAAGCUGGACUAUUCCGGUAUCGUGGCUCUGAUUGUUGGGAGUUAUGUGCCAGCCCUGUAUUAUGGACUGUUUUGUCUGCCGAAGCUGAUGACGGCGUACCUGUACAUGAUCUUCUCGUUGGGCAUUGGAUGUGGUCUCGUUAGCUGGGUUGAGUUUUUCAGAACACCGGCAUGGAGACCAUACAGGGCAAUGAUGUUCGUCGGCUUGGGCGUCUCAGGUGUGCUGCCAGUCUGCCAGGGCAUCACAAUCUAUGGAUACAAAGAUCUUGAAGAGCGUAUGGGGCUGAAUUGGGUACUCCUUCAAGGGUUCCUGUACAUAUUUGGGGCGUUCUUGUAUGCCAUGCGCUGGCCAGAAAGGAGUGCUCCCGGCACAUUUGACAUAUGGGGAAGCUCGCAUCAGCUUUUCCACAUACUGAUUCUGUUUGCAGCGGCGGCUCAUCUGAAGGGUAUGUCGAAGGCCUUCGAUUUUCACCAUAGUGUGAUGGGUGCGCAGUGUUAA
This is a messenger RNA of Truncatella angustata, 984 nucleotides long. Its product is annotated as hemolysin-III channel protein Izh2. Gene Ontology annotation, molecular function: signaling receptor activity. The transcript has 3 exons. Gene Ontology annotation, cellular component: membrane. Bases 1 to 984 code for a protein of 327 amino acids. The record is from RefSeq and is a predicted model, not a curated record. Lineage: Eukaryota; Fungi; Ascomycota; Sordariomycetes; Amphisphaeriales; Sporocadaceae.